This is a messenger RNA of Procambarus clarkii (red swamp crayfish), 453 nucleotides long. Lineage: Eukaryota; Metazoa; Arthropoda; Malacostraca; Decapoda; Cambaridae. The record is from RefSeq and is a predicted model, not a curated record.
AUGUCAUCCACCCUCACCCACCCCUGCUACAUCCUCCAACACGUCAUCCACCCUCACCCACCCCUGCUACAUCCUCCAACACGUCAUCCACCUUCACCCACCCCUGCUACAUCCUCCAACAUGUCAUCCACCCUCACCCACCCCUGCUACAUCCUCCAACACGUCAUCCACCUUCACCCACCCCUGCUACAUCCUCCAACACGUCAUCCACCCUCACCCACCCCUGCUACAUCCUCCAACACGUCAUCCACCGUCACCCACCCCUGCUACAUCCUCCAACACGUCAUCCACCCUCACCCACCCCUGCUACAUCCUCCAACACGUCAUCCACCCUCACCCACCCCUGCUACAUCCUCCAACACGUCAUCCACCCUCACCCACCCCUGCUACAUCCUCCAACAUGUCAUCCACCCUCACCCACCCCUGCUACAUCCUCCAACACGUCCAAGAUAA